AUGAGCUUCUGGACAAAGCUACCAGUAUUGGGGGUGCCAUUGUUCCUUGUCCUCGGCCUUGUUCCCGCUACUGAGACGGAAAGAUCCUCCACCCAGGCUAGCGGCGGCACCUGGAGCCCCGGCCACCUGAUGGAAGUACUAGGAGCUCUGUCUGCUGGUAACCCCCCACCCCUGAACCAUUCGCGAAGCCUCAUCAAAACAUUGCUGGAGAAAACUGGCUGCCCACGGAGGACAAACAGAAUGCAAGGAGACUGCAGUCUGUGCUUUGAACCAGAUGCCCUGUUACUAAUAGCUGGAGGAGAUUUUGAGGAGCAGCUCCGAGAGGAAGUGGUCCAGAGAGUUUCUCUUCUCCUCCUCUAUUACAUUAUUCAUCAGGAAGAGAUCUGUUCUUCCAAGCUCAACAUGAGUAAUAAAGAGUAUAAAUUUUACCUACACAGCCUCCUCAGCCUCAGGCAGGACGAAGACUCCUAUUUCCUUUCACAGAACGAGACAGAAGAUAUCUUGACACUCACCAGGCAGUACUUUGACACUUCUAGAAGCCAGUGUAUGGAAACCAAAAUGCUGCAGGAAAAAUCUGGAAUAGUGAGCAGUGACGGUGCUGAUGAAAAUACACUUCCUCAGUUGGCGGCGACAAUCAUCGCUUUGUCCCUCCAAGGUGUUUGUCUGGGGCAAAGGAAUUUGCCUUCCCCAGACUAUUUUACAGAAUAUAUUUUCAGUUUUUUGAAUAGUUCAAAUACUCUCCACCUCUCGGAACUAGACCAACUCCUCAACAUUCUCUGGACCAAAAGUACCUGUAUCAGAAAAGAUAAAAUCCAUCAACUUCAAAGGAAACAGAACAACCUAUCAAUCUAUGAUUGGGGCUACCCUAAUCUAUCCAUGGGCCAAGAGUCAGAUGAUGGUUCAGCUUCCUGGGAUGAGUCUUGCUUCUCUGCGGGGCAGCUGGUGGAGAUAUUUCUACAGAACAGUCUUUCACCCAUUUCCAAGGAAGACUUCAAACGAAUGAGUCCUGGAAUCGUCCAGCAAUUACUCAGCUGCUCUUGUCAGCUGCCUGAGGACCAACAAGCAAAGCUGCUACCAACCACUCUGGAGAAAUAUGGCUACAGCACGGCGGCCGUGGCCUUGCUCACACUGGGCUCCAUGCUCGGGACGACGCUGAUUCUGUUCCACAGCUGUGAGGAGACCUACAAGCUGAUUUUACAGCUCUUUGUGGGGCUGGCCGUCGGGACACUUUCUGGUGAUGCUCUGCUCCACCUUAUCCCUCAGGUCCUUGGUUUACAUAAGCAGGAAGGCUCAGAGUUUGGACAUUUCCAUGAAAGCAAAGGCCAUAUUUGGAAACUGUUAGGAUUAAUUGGAGGCAUCCAUGGAUUUUUCUUGAUAGAAAAAUGCUUUAUUCUUCUGGUAUCACCAAAUACUGAGCAGGGUGUGUCCUUGAUUAAUGGGCAUGUGGGCCAUUCCCACCAUCUUGCACUCAACUCUGAAUUAAGUGACCAGUCAGGCAGAGGCAAAUCUGCUUCAACUAUCCAGUUGAAAGGCCCAGAAGAUUCACAGGCAGCUGAAAUUCCUGUAGGCAGUAUGACAGCCUCCGACAGAAAAUGCAAAACCAUUAGCUUGUUAGCAAUAAUGAUACUGGCUGGAGACAGCCUGCAUAAUUUUGCAGACGGCCUUGUGAUAGGAGCGGCCUUCUCAUCUUCAUCUGAGUCAGGAGCGACCACCACACUUGCAAUCUUGUGUCACGAAAUUCCACAUGAAAUGGGAGAUUUUGCCGUGCUCUUAAGCUCUGGACUUCCUAUUAAGAUUGCCAUCCUUAUGAAUUUUAUAAGUGCUCUCACUGCCUUCAUAGGACUAUACGUUGGCCUCUCAGUAUCAACUGAUCCGUGUGUUCAAAACUGGAUCUUAACAGUUACUGCGGGAAUGUUCUUAUAUUUAUCCUUGGUGGAAAUGCUUCCUGAAAUGACUCAUGUUCAAACACGGCGACCCUGGUUGAUGUUUCUCCUGCAGAACUUUGGAUUGACCCUAGGUUGGCUUUCUCUCUUACUGUUGGCUAUAUAUGAACAAAAUAUUAAAAUAUAA
Messenger RNA from Callorhinus ursinus (northern fur seal), 2070 nucleotides. Lineage: Eukaryota; Metazoa; Chordata; Mammalia; Carnivora; Otariidae. The record is from RefSeq and is a predicted model, not a curated record.